GCGUUCACUUCCCUGUUUUGGCUGAGUGCUCCGAUAAAUCGGCACACUUCUUCAUAGAGCUGUUGGUGCAAUGCAUGUCAAGAUGUUUGUGUGAUUUCUAUGUUUCAGGAUGAAUCUGGAUCCAAACUGCUCCAACAUGUCCGUGGUUUCGGCUGUCAUGAAACCAGAUCAGGGGCCGAUGGACUACCGCGUGUCAGGCAUGGUCUUCUCCUGCUUCAUCCUCAUCAUCGGAGUCAUCGUCAAUCUCACUGCUAUAUGGGUGUUUGCUCUGACCACCAAGAAGAGGAACUCUGUCACUGUGUACAUGAUAAACGUGGCAGUAGUGGACCUGACCUUCAUCCUGCUGCUUCCCUUCAGAAUAGUUUACUACCACCUGGACUACUGGCCGUUUGGAGAUGUGUUUUGCAGGAUCACAGCCGCUCUCACCAUCUUCUACCCCUGCAUGGCUCUGUGGCUGUUCGCUCUCAUCAGUGCUGACCGCUACAUGGCCAUUGUCCAGCCGAAGCACAGCAAAGAGCUGAGGAACGUCCCUAAAGCUGUGGUGGGGAGUUUGGGGGUGUGGCUCAUGACUCUUGGCAGCACUGUGCCCCUGCUUUUCCCAGCGGAUGAUCCCGAUAGUGUCUCCAACUUCACCACCUGCAUCAAAAUGCAAGACAUCAUCUACAUGCGCCACGACAACCCGGUCAACUUUGUGCGACUGAUCUGCUUCUUCCUGGUUCCCAUUUUUAUAAUGAUUGGCUGCUAUGUAGUCAUUGUAGAUAAUCUCAUCCACGGCAGAACCUCCAAACUCAAACCUAAAGUGAAGCAGAAGUCCAUCCGGAUCAUCAUUACGCUGAUCAUCCAAGUAUUGGUGUGUUUUGUGCCGUUCCAUGUGUGUCUAGUCGUGCGUUUGCUCGGAGAAGGCCAAGAUGGCGGCUUCAGCACAUGGGCAGUCUUCACGACAUACCUGAUGAACAUGAGCACUGUGUUGGACAUCAUCCUGUUCUACAUUGUCUCCAAACAGUUCCAGGACAGGGUGAUUAGUGUGAUUCUCUACAGGAACUACCUUCGGAGCGUGAGACGGAAGAGCAGGCACACAUACACAGGCAGCACCCGAUCCAUGAGCAACAUGCCCAGCGCGAUGAUAUGAAACAACCAUCAAACUUCUGUGCUUUCACACUGAUAUGUACUGCUCAGGCUUUGUAACACUGAACGCAUCACUGUGCACAGGGCUUAUUAUCAAAAGGAUCAAAACUUGCAAUUAAUUUCCAAGGUGUAAUUUACACUCACAGUAUGGGAGUGCUGCUGUUGUGGCGAAAACAUCUGUGUUCAGAGCUGAUUGACUCACCCAGGAGACUUGAGAUGUUUUCUGUGCAUCUUUGCUCUGGCAGACAGAGCACGAAUAACUGUGGCUCAGGUGUAACACAUGCAGGCGAAAAUGAAGCUCAUAAUCAUUAAAAACAUAGCCCACAGUAAGUUAGUGUUUGCUUUUGCAAUUAUGUAGAAAACUCAGCCACAUCAACCAACAACUUUCAGAAGUGACAACUCUCCAUGGGGGGGAAACCUACAGGAAACAACGGUGGGUUUUUUCACAAUGCACAAAACAUCGCCUAUGAGUAACCUCAGUGCUGCAGACUUAAAUAUAACCAUGUCUGCUGAUUGAUGCCGUGCAUGCAUGAGGUGCAAAUAAUCCAUUUGACUGGUGUCAUUUCAUUUCACACAAACACCUGACAGGACAUCAUUGUACCAGACACCACAAACAGCAAUGUGGAAACUAGAUCACAAGCAUAACACAGUAUUAACUACCGUACAGAAGUAUGGUUUAGUGAAGCUACUUAACCCCCUUAAAUGUUGCGGGUCAAAUUGAUCCUUUUUAAAGUCUAUUUUAGGCAAUAUAUGCCUUCCAAACCAGCUAAAUGCAGCAUAAAGAUCUGGGCAGCA
Molecule: messenger RNA, 1920 nt
Organism: Notolabrus celidotus (New Zealand spotty)
Lineage: Eukaryota; Metazoa; Chordata; Actinopteri; Labriformes; Labridae
Gene: gpr18
Product: G protein-coupled receptor 18
Exons: 2
Coding region: 110-1129 (339 amino acids)
Biological process (GO): phospholipase C-activating G protein-coupled receptor signaling pathway; positive regulation of Rho protein signal transduction
Cellular component (GO): membrane
Molecular function (GO): G protein-coupled receptor activity
Source: RefSeq, a predicted model, not a curated record